AUUUUUCUGUGUUGACGGAAACUUUCAUUUCUUUCCAUCACAACAUUUUGAAUUUUAAACAGGGCAAGUGAAAAUAAUGGAGAACAAAACGUCGCCAAAAGAAUUCUGCACUACGAAAAUUGUCCAAGCAUAGAAAAGUGAAUUUGUGAAACGGGGAUUUACUGAUCUCAAGCAACAGAGACAAAACUUUUGCUGCAAGUCAUGUCUGAGAAUUUAAGAAGAAGCAAAAGUGGUGGGCGAAGUAGACGAGAAAGAGCAGAAGUCUACAAGAAAAUGAGUGAAAAAGAAAAAGAAAUAAAUAUUGUAGAAAAUCCUCUUUCCAAAAACAAGGAAGGUGCGACGAAAAGAAUAAGAAGAGAGAACGAGACCAGGAAACAGAGUACCAGAUCAGGAGAAAGGGUCCAUUCAAAUGGAGGUGAAAAUCGAGUAGAAAGGAGAAUGGAAAAUGAGAUUGAAAGAGAAGGUGGAAAAAAGCGGAAAGGAUAUAAAGAAGGAGGAGAUAAAAGAAGGGAAAAGGGAUCUUCAUAUGGAAGAGAAGGUGGACGGAGAAAAGAAAUGGGAAAUGGACGUGGACGGGAAAAUUAUCGGGGAGGAAGGGGAAAUUAUCGGGGAGGAAGGGGACAUUAUCGGGGAGGAAGGGAAGUCAAAGGAACCAGUAGUCACGGUACAAUAAAUUAUAUUCAAUGUCAGAAUGUUUAUUGUUAA
Leptopilina heterotoma is the source of this 705-nucleotide messenger RNA. RefSeq names its product nucleolin-like. The transcript is spliced from 5 exons. Bases 202 to 705 code for a protein of 167 amino acids. The record is from RefSeq and is a predicted model, not a curated record. NCBI's taxonomy places the organism in Eukaryota, Metazoa, Arthropoda, Insecta, Hymenoptera, Figitidae.